UCUAGGUUUACUUAGGAUGGAUGCGUUUGUUUGAUGGUCACGCGCUGCAGAAUUGUUGUCCGCGCGAGCGUCAUUCCCGAUGAAAAGGAGUGCGGACUGAAGAGGCGCGCGGAGAGAGCGUUUGUUAUGUGAACAUGGGCAGCUGAAAGCUCUGGAUCUAGUGGAAACGAAAGGUUGGAAUGGUUGCCUUAUACCUCUCGCCAAAGUGUUACUGUAACUGGACUGAAGGAAGUUAAAGGGGCUUUUCAGCUUCACCACAGUAACAGAAUAUUGAGGGGCGCUGCGUGCUAACGAGCUACAUGGGACAUACUUUGAAUUAUUUAAUUGCGGCUCGCGCAAGCGCGUUUUGAGAAUAAUGACGCGCAGAUGGUAGACUAAAGCGCGUUCAUGGAAAACGGACACAUUUGCGUUUGGGAAGGUAAAAACUGACACUGUAUCGAGCGCGUUUGGCCCCUCUCGUCAUGCGGCGGUGGGGGAGGAUCGGAGCAGGGACCUUGCAGCGGAUUUCAUGUUUCGCAACAAUGUUAAUGCCCCAUACCGAGGGAUUAUAAGGCCUCAAAAUGACACUUGGUUUACUAAUGUGCACUCGAGAAGUUGCGUAUAGAGUUUGUCCUGCGAAUUUCUAUCGAUAAUAACCAAAGCUGAAAGCCCAGUUCAGUCGAAAGUCAUUAAACGGGAAUGUAUAUAUAAAGUAUCAAUUGAAUAGCAUCCAGCACAGCAUGCCAAGUCUAUGAUCUGUAUUGCUUGCUUGAGUUGGACAGGGUAUCAUUUCGGAAGCUUUCGUGUAUCUUAACGCGUCUUUAUGUGUGAAGUUAUUUUGUGGUCCUCUGCGCAAAUGGCGUCUUUCCCAGACUCCGACCUGCAAACAUGUCCGCUGUGCAAGGAGCUGUGCGGCUUCUCUGCUCCGAUCUCCUCCAAUUCAUCUACCUCCUCCUCGUCCUCCCAGACCUCCAGCUCCUCAUCUACCUCAUCCACCAGGAGACUGCACGUCCUGCCCUGUCUCCACGCCUUCUGCAGGCAAUGCCUAGAGGGCCACAGGAGCCCAGGUGACCCGCUGAAGCUCAGAUGCCCCACAUGCGACCAAAAAGUGUCUCUGUCGGAAUCCGGCGUGGACGCGUUGCCUUCCUCCAACUUUCUCUUCAGUGACCUGCUGGAUGUGGUGGUCUCUGCUGAGGAACAGGGCAAGAACGGUCGGUCUUCAUCGGUGGUCCAUCACGGCGGUCUUCUGAGACCCCAGCAUCUGUCAGACCCUCAGUGCAGCUCUUGUGAUGAGGGCAACCCCGCUGCUUCCCACUGCCUGGACUGCCAGGAGUAUCUGUGUGAUAACUGCGUCAGGGCUCACCAGAGGGUCCGACUCACCAAAGACCACUUCAUCGAGGGGCUUCUAGAGAGCUUACACCUGGCCAACCGCACCAACAACUCCAACACCCCCAUCAACAUCUCCCAGUCCUUCCACAACAGCUUCUCCAUGCUGAAUGUUUUCCAGGAGAGGAUGGACUUCUGCCAGCACCAUGAUGAUGAGGUGCUGCGGUUUUUCUGUGACAGCUGUGGUGUGCCAAUCUGUAGAGAGUGCAGCCUGGGUAGACAUGCAGGUCACAGUUUCACUUACCUGCAGGAAGCCCUGCAGGACUCCAGAGCGCUGACCAUCCAGCUGCUCGCAGACGCACAGCAGGGCAGACAGGCUGUACAGGUUAGUGAACAACUACAAUCUCUCAUACACCAGCACAAACACCUGCUGGCUGUUUUAAGAGAAAUUUCUGUAUUUUCCCUUCCUGCUGUCUAACUUGGACCUCAGUGUGUUUUACCAUAUGCAACAAGACUUGCAUUAGCUUUAUUUUUCUUACUCUGACUACCAAAAUUAAUAAAUAUUGAGCAAUAAAUAAUUUCCACAGAAUUAAUUGGUAGUCGUUUACUGUGGUGUCUUUACGGUCAGCUGUCAUUUGUCAAUGCUUCAGUGUCACGUUGAGUUGUUGUUUUUGGUACAAUACAAUUAUAAAUUUGGAGUCUCAUUUUAUUUUUAUUUUUUUAUGAAGAUGAAACUUUAAUCAAGCAACAAGGCAUUAAAUUGAUUAAAAAGAGACACUCUUAGAUAUUCUCUCUUACUGUCAAAUUAAUGCUGUUCUUUUGAACAUUGUUUUCACAAAAGAGCAACUGUAUUUAGGGAUGGGUACCGAAACCCGGUAUUAAAGUGGCCCUGGGGCUAAAUUAUGAAAGACCGUAGUAGCAGUAAGA
Molecule: messenger RNA, 2232 nt
Organism: Carassius auratus (goldfish)
Lineage: Eukaryota; Metazoa; Chordata; Actinopteri; Cypriniformes; Cyprinidae
Product: E3 ubiquitin-protein ligase TRIM71-like
Exons: 2
Coding region: 803-1783 (326 amino acids)
Molecular function (GO): zinc ion binding
Source: RefSeq, a predicted model, not a curated record